GCGUUGAAAUCGUUCGAGAACUAGGGACGUUAUCUAGACACCAUAAAAAUUCGAUUGGUGUUCUAAUAACCUCCUCCAAUGAGAAUUAUACAAUGCAAGCGAGAAGAGCAGCGAGAAUUUCUGCCCUUACAGACAAGGAAAUAAUUUGCUCGGAUCUAGUAGAUGUAGAGCAUCGACAAAAAGAAAUUCAAAUUCGCAAUUUUCA
Molecule: messenger RNA, 205 nt
Organism: Funneliformis geosporum
Lineage: Eukaryota; Fungi; Glomeromycota; Glomeromycetes; Glomerales; Glomeraceae
Source: the annotation of a GenBank genome assembly